AUGUACACUUACUCUAAUACUAUGGAAUUAAUGAAAUUAAUAACACUAUUAUGUUCUAUAUACUCCAACUUUGCGUCUGAACAUACGCACAUAAUUCCGGUGGAACACUACAAUACGGAACUACAAGAUUUAGGACAGCACGUAGAUAUCCCGGAAACACCUGUUAGGGUUAUUAAAAUCACUAAAACCAUCGCAGUGAAAGUUCCAGUGCCCUAUCCCGUGAAAGUGCUGGAGAAAGUGCCGUACCCAGUGCACGUCUCCAAGCCGUACCCAGUACCCGUUCCGCAGAUAGUUAGAGUGCCCCACGUCAUCAACGUCGGGUCGAAGGGUAAAAGUGGACAUGAGGCUUUGGACGGCAACGCCUACCAAGGCGGCAAUCAGUUGGACGGCAACAGUUACCAGGUUCAAGAGCACCCCUCCUCAGAUAUAGGCCAGGGGUACAGCCCUGGCUCCGGCCACCAGGCGAGCGGAGGAAGCUACGGUCUUAGUCCGCAAUCCGAGGGCGAUGAGCACUUUUCGCAAGGCACCGAUGAAGGUUACGGUGGAUCCCAUUCAAACGGGUACUAUGGCCAGCCAGGCAGCCACGACAACAGCAAUGCGUUCGAAUCGAACAGUUACGAUCAAGCUAUUCAAAACUAUUUAGACAAUCACGGCCCGAGUGGCGGAUCGUCUGUGCCACAUUAU
This is a messenger RNA of Iphiclides podalirius (scarce swallowtail), 684 nucleotides long. Lineage: Eukaryota; Metazoa; Arthropoda; Insecta; Lepidoptera; Papilionidae. The record is from the annotation of a GenBank genome assembly.